AUGGAAGAAUUGAACGAUUCAUCUCAAAAAACUACAGACUGGAAAGAGGUGUUUCGAACACACAACAUCUCACAAACCAUACAAUUGGAAAAGUUUGUUCAGCAGCAAGUAGAGGAGAAAGGCAGAGAGCUUCAGCAAAAUGUGUGUUUAAAUUAUCAAAGCUUCUUGAAAGCUGCUGAUAAUAUCUCUCAAAUUCAAUCCAGUUUGCUGGCUGUUGUAGAGAACGCUCACCAACUUCAGUCUCAAACGAAUGAACGAAAAGCAGAAAAAGCUGCUGAUGUAUUUUCCAAGUUCUCUUCCUUAAAGGUAUCAGUUGAUGAAGCUGGCUUCAAGUCCUUUGUAGAGAGAUUUUUCUAUACCGCCCUACCGUAUACUUUUCAGUUGCUCAACAAGCAAGAAUAUCUAUUGUCCAUUCGUUUGUUUCUUUUUUUUCCCGUUUUAUUUCAACGGCUCCCUAAAGAUGAUCAGGACUUGAAGAAACUUGUUCACAAGUAUGACCCUUGCACUCAUUAUUAUGCGGAACAGUUAAGCCAACUUUCGAAGAGUGACUCACAAAAUCAAGACAAAAUAAUAGCGUCUUUUACUUUGCUUAAUCAUAUGUCUUUAAAAGCCGCUUUACAUGCAUUUCUGGAUGUUCGGUUUGCCAUUGUCAUGAGCAAGACAGAUACGCUGCAAUUUGGUUUGGAAUUUGUUAAUACCGGUACUCUUGUAAGAAAAUGGUUUCCAGCUCACAUUAAUGAAGUUAUCACUUCAAUUGCUGAUCUUGAGUUUUUAUCCAGCAAGUCGCUUCGCAAAGACCUUUGCCUUACAGAUGACUUGUGUACUCGCUACUUGCGUUUGGAGGAUUUGGGUUUUCUGCCUACAUGGGAUACAUCAUUUGAUGUUGAUUUAACUAAAGUCUUGGAUGAAUGGAGGAAUCGUGUGUACUUGGACGCCAAAAAUCUGAAAAAGCCCUUUUUUGAAGAAGACCAAGAUCUCGAGAAGCUAAAAAUGAAAUAUGAUGCCCUUUCCAACACCAUUGCUGUUACUCAAAUUGAUGAUCUCCAGGACUUAUGGAAGUCCCUCUUAUACCCUCACUUUGUGAACUCCCUUCAGAAAGUAAUAGACAAUAUCAAGCAGCAUAGUUCGAAAUUAUCUGGUCUUAUAGAGACGCUCCUGGCAAGCUCACCUCGAGCAGACUACGACAUUUGGAACUUAGCAGGGGAACCUAACUUAUCGUCAUUUCAAUUCUAUUUUUUACAAGCCUGUGGAAUGAAGAAUGAUACGCAAAAGUUUCACCAACAACUGUUAUCCUUUAACGAUUCCGUCAAAAGAAUUAGCAAUUCUUUGGAAACUUUUGAUACUUACGAAAACACUCCACUGCCGUUUACUACAGAAAAUCUGAAAAGAUCGUUAAAUGAUAAACUAGAUGAAUUAUCAGAAGAAAUUCUGCUUAAACUUGAGAAAGCGUCUGAAGAAAUAGUAUCAUCCGGGUCAACAGAGAACAAAGAUUUUCUUUUAGCUAAAGCAAUCAAACUCGUUAGAAUUAUUGGAUUAUGUGAUGCUAUUGCAAACUACAAUUUGUUUGAUGGCUUUACCCAGAAAACAACAAACGUCUUGGCGGAGGAAAUAGCAAAAACGUCUUUGGAUGGGUAUGCUACGAGUUUCGAUAAAGAAUUGAGCACGCUAGAUGAUGACAGUUAUGGGAAAACUUAUCUGCCUCUACAGGCUACCUAUUUUGUCUUUAUGAAGGCUGUUGAUAGAUUGGAGAUUAUUGGUAUUGAUAUAGCUAACGAUAACCUGAAAGAGCAAUUGGUAUCAAAGUUGAGUUCCUCAAUGCUUAGUACUCUCAAAGAAAUUUCUUUUUCUUCCCUAAGUAAUGUUCGAAAGCAGAAACUGAUAUUUGAUUAUGAGCUACUGAAAUCAUUAUAUGAAAAAUGUGGAAAUGAAGUGAAGAUUGAAGAUUCGUCCGCUCUAUUUUUACAGAAAUCCGAAGAGAACAAGGAAGAUACAUCUUGCAUCGAGAUAGCCCCAAUUAGCAAUGAAGCGAAAAAUUAUGUAAGAAGGAUCAGGUCAUUCUUUACCAUUUUGUUCCCUAAAGGACUUUGA
Schizosaccharomyces osmophilus is the source of this 2088-nucleotide messenger RNA. RefSeq names its product Golgi transport complex subunit Cog1 (gene cog1). Bases 1 to 2088 code for a protein of 695 amino acids. NCBI's taxonomy places the organism in Eukaryota, Fungi, Ascomycota, Schizosaccharomycetes, Schizosaccharomycetales, Schizosaccharomycetaceae. The transcript has a single exon. Gene Ontology annotation, biological process: intra-Golgi vesicle-mediated transport. Gene Ontology annotation, cellular component: COG complex; Golgi apparatus. The record is from RefSeq and is a predicted model, not a curated record.